AUGGGUGCUUCCGUGUCCAAAAUGAUGGGGAAGAUCUUCGGCACAAAGGAGAUGCGUAUCCUUAUGCUGGGUUUAGAUGCUGCGGGAAAGACUACUAUUCUCUACAAAUUGAAACUUAGCAAUCAGGACGUCACCACAAUCCCUACUGUCGGAUUCAACGUCGAGAGCGUGACCUACAAGAACGUCAAAUUCAACGUGUGGGAUGUCGGCGGCCAGGACAAGAUUCGUCCUCUUUGGAGGCAUUACUACUCGGGUACACAGGGAUUGAUCUUCGUGGUGGACUCCAGUGACACAGCCCGACUCGAAGAGGCUCGGUCAGAGCUGCACAAGAUCAUCAACGACCGUGAAAUGAAGGACGCGCUGCUUCUGGUCUUUGCCAACAAACAAGAUAUCGCCGGGCAUCUGAGCCCCGAGGAGAUUACUCAACAACUCCAACUGACCAAGCUGAAGGACAAGUUGUGGUAUGUCGCACCAAGUGUCGCGACGGAUGGGACAGGUAUUUUCGAAGGCCUUUCGAUUGCCAACCGACCAAACCAAUCGCUGACCCGCAUGUGCUCCACUUUUCAGGCAUGGCUCUCGAACAACGUCAAAACCCAAACCGCAAAAUAA
Messenger RNA from Penicillium diatomitis, 609 nucleotides. RefSeq names its product ADP-ribosylation factor 6. Bases 1 to 609 code for a protein of 202 amino acids. Gene Ontology annotation, biological process: vesicle-mediated transport; intracellular protein transport. Gene Ontology annotation, cellular component: cytoplasm. The record is from RefSeq and is a predicted model, not a curated record. Lineage: Eukaryota; Fungi; Ascomycota; Eurotiomycetes; Eurotiales; Aspergillaceae. Gene Ontology annotation, molecular function: GTP binding; GTPase activity. The transcript is spliced from 4 exons.